AUGGGCAUGGCUAACAGUAAAACUGACUUUGGAGAGGGAGAGAUGAUCACGCCUCCUCGCACUGGUACUCACAAACGUGUCAUGGACCAUGAAUUUGACCCCAGGUCUCCGUCGGUGGGAAUAACAAGGACUCCAAUUAUUGUGGAAAAGACUCCAGAGGGUCUGCUUGACCCGCGGUCACCAACUGUGGGGAUAGUUCGAACUCCCAUUGCCACCAUUAUGCCUGAAUCACGUCUGACCCAGGACCGGGUGCCGUUGAUGCCAAACCUUGUAGAUGAAGGAGCUGCUGAUGAUACAGAUGACAAAUUGGAAGAUACAGACGAACUUCUUCGUGAGUUUGACAGCCUCCAAAUGACCAUAGCAGAGAAAAAAUCAAAUGAUGAUGCAAUGCAAUUUGUUUACAAAGAUCAUAUAGAGAAAACUGUUCACAGAAAGCCUAUAAAACCAACACAGCCAAAGCAACUGUUUCCUAAACGUCCCUCAUCUUUAAAUAAGGACAACACGCGAUCACCUCUAGCCACAAGGACAGUCGAUAUGAACUCACCACGUGUAAUCAUCCAUCAAAAACAGACCAAGCGAAUGGAGACAGCCAAAUCAUGUGUGCAGGAGGUGAUAGGUAGUGGUCGGUACUGUGUGCAUGAGAAGGAGAAUGUGGAGUACUGA
Ylistrum balloti is the source of this 663-nucleotide messenger RNA. RefSeq names its product cell division cycle-associated protein 3-like. Lineage: Eukaryota; Metazoa; Mollusca; Bivalvia; Pectinida; Pectinidae. The record is from RefSeq and is a predicted model, not a curated record. The transcript has 3 exons. Bases 1 to 663 code for a protein of 220 amino acids.